Molecule: messenger RNA, 1877 nt
Organism: Nasonia vitripennis (jewel wasp)
Lineage: Eukaryota; Metazoa; Arthropoda; Insecta; Hymenoptera; Pteromalidae
Exons: 2
Coding region: 346-849 (167 amino acids)
Source: RefSeq, a predicted model, not a curated record
UGCACGCACACACGACACACCGGCCGAGCGCUCACUCCGGAGGCCAGCAGAAAGUGCCCGAACACUCGCCAGUGAACAUCUCCUCAGUCCUCUCUCAGAGCGACCUCAGAGUUGUUCUUCCGACUGACGUGUGGUACACGCAGACUAGUAUACUUGCACUGCAGACUCCGACUCCAUCGUCGAGGCGCGAAUCUUCAGAGUUUGAAUCGCGACAAUUCGAACGUGCCGUUCUCUACGCUCGAACGCGCAACUUUCAAAAAAGUACGUUGCAGCAGACACCACCACGCGUGACGCAGACCGUGUGUACGCGCGCUAGCAUUCGAAUCCAGAUUGCAGAGAAGCGAUAUGCUCGCCGCCCAGAUCUGCCGUGAGUUGCACUUCGGCGUUAUCGCCACGAGGAUGCAGUCACGGGUGCCGCGCUGUCUCUUCGGCCCGCCGAAUCCCCGGGACACGAUGGAGCUGCUCCAGGAGGCCCUCGAGACCGAGCGCAGCAGGUUCGCCAAACGCUGGGGCGUCGAUCCACUGGCCGAGGACGAUGACAAGGAGAACGGCGGCGGUAACGUCGUCGUCGUCAGGAGCCACUCCAGGCAGCAGAGCUGCUCGCCCUCGAAAAAACGCACCAGCCCGUACGCCAAGCAGACCAGCAUUCACGACUACUGGCGCUCGCGAAAAGUCUGCGACUCCAACAAAAAGCCCAGCGGCAGCGCCUUCGCCGAGGUCACCAAUGUGAGGCUGCAGCAACAACCACCGGCACCGUCUCCCCCGAGCGUACCAUCGCUGGAGUCGCCUCCUCAGCAGCAGGAGCAACAGCAGCAAAACGACAGACCGUCCACGAGCUCGAGUCAAUGAUUCAUCGUCGAAGCCGAUCCAAUUUUCGCGCAUCGCAUCAUUGCACGCCUCAUGUAUAUUUAUUGCCAGAUUAUAUAUAUUAUAUAUCCGUAGAGUAUGCACACGCUGUGUAAAAGAAGAAGGAGAAGCCAUCGCGCAUCCUAUGAUUCGAUCUGACGAUCGAUGCUAAUCUGCGAUGGUCCUUACUAAUAGCAUCACAGCGAGUCGAUUUAAAGUACUGUGUAUGUGUGUGUGUGUGUGUGUGAUUGUGUAAUCCUUUGUAAAUAUCGCGUGAUUAAUGGAGGUAUAUAUGUAUGGGCGCAGAAGGUCGGGGGUGGAUUAUAAUAUGGCUUCUGUGAUGUGUGCUUCCUUUCCAGGGAGCCUUUCUCGGCGUUUGUUGGAUUUUUCGCCGAUAAGAGCCCCCUUUGGAAAGCCACCUUUAUAAUAUUAAUGGAAGGGAUGUAUACACUUGCGUAAUUCUUUUGUUCUCUUUUCAUACUGUAGUCUUCACUCGCUAUAUACUCCGUUGAACCGGCAACGAGUGCCUUGUUAACGCAAUCAUCUUUCCUACGUACGCUUAGAGCGAGAAAAAAAUAUCACUAAAAUCAUGUAACGCACACUUGUAAAUAGCGCUAUGAUAUCAUCGCGCGCUAACCACUUCAUGAGCGAGGCUUCGAUUUCGGCGAGACGACGUCGAAGAGUCCAUUCGCCGGAACCGAGAGUCGAGGGAUUGAAGAAAAAAAGCGCGAUCGUGCACUUCCUCGUUAGAUUUAUACACGCUCGAGCGACCUUCUGAUGACGGUAAUCGCCGGAAGCCUGAAAGUAUCGAUUCCACAUAUUGGAGCGACAAAUGCAGCGCCUCCAAAGAUUAAUUAUUUUAUAUUUGUAAUCGAGCGCCGAAGACCCUGACUGUCAUAGUUGCGAGGCCGGCGCGAGGUCCUAUGUACAUCUUUAUACUACUAAAGUUAAGAGAAAGAAAAACGCUCUAGUCAAAUAUACUAGAUUAGGAUUCAUUAGUUGAAUAAAAUAUUAGAUUUUUUAUACUUAAA